UUCCAGAAGUGAUUUCCACAAAUACUGAUGAACAUUAUCAUCAGCAAGAAGAACAAAAUAUUUAUCCAAUUCCAAAGGUUGUUUUCCCUAAUACUGACAAAUAUCAUCAUCAACAACAAAGUAGUUAUUCAGCUCCAAUUGCUUUUCCUAGUACUGAUGAACAACAAAAUAUUUAUCCUGCGCCCUUUUUUCAAUUAAAUCAAUUUCCAAAUCAACAUCAGCAACAGCAUGUUUUUGAACAUAAAAAUAUUUGUUUAAAAAAUAAAGAAAAUAAAGAUAGUCAAUGGAGUGACAGAGAAGUAGAAAUUUUAAUUGCCUAUCUGGAUGAAAAUUAUAAGAAUUGGUCCUCUGGUAAUAAAAACAAAUUUUAUCAAGCUUUGAUUGAUAAAAAUUUAUUGGCUGGUAAAAAUAAUGAGCAAAUAAAAAAUAAGUUGAAUAAAUUACGUAAUUCAUAUUUAAAAGAAAAAAAAUCAGCUAAUAAGACUGGAUCAGCACCAACUAAAUGGAAAUGGUUUGACAAAUUAGAUGAAAUAUUUGGUACAAGAGAGAAUAUAACGAAGAAGUUGAGGAAAUAA
Entrophospora candida is the source of this 575-nucleotide messenger RNA. NCBI's taxonomy places the organism in Eukaryota, Fungi, Glomeromycota, Glomeromycetes, Entrophosporales, Entrophosporaceae. The record is from the annotation of a GenBank genome assembly.